CUCUUCUUCAGUAGCUCUCAGUCCUUCCCUUCUUCUCCGGGAUCCUCCUUUCUCACAAACCCAUUAAAAUGAGAGCAAAGCUUUCCGCCGCCGUGACUGCCGUCGUCUUUCUUUGCAUCUUCCAGUUCCAGUCCCUAUCUCAAGCCGAAAAGCUCAAAACUUUCCGAUUUGAGUAUGGAAACUUCAAUCAAAGUUUCUACAACAUUUUGGAUGUCAAAAACGCAACAAUCAGCAAUGGUGCCCUCCAAAUCACCCCAGACACGGCCCAAGAGGAAUCGUAUAUGCUCAACACAUCCGGAAGAAUCUUCUUCAGCAAGUCCUUCAGGCUCUGGGAUAGCAGCGACGUAAAAACCAGAGUCGCAUCUUUCAACUCAUCUUUUCUCCUGAACAUUUUCCCCCAGAAGGGCUUCGCCGCCGAGGGGGUCACGUUCUUGAUUUCUCCGACCAAGGACGCGCCGCCGGCGAACAGCUACGGGGAGUAUUUAGGGCUCACAAACGCCACCACGGAUGGGAACUCGCGUAACCAAAUCGUGGCCGUUGAAUUUGAUACUUUCAAGCAGGAUUACGACCCGGAUGGAAAUCACGUAGGGCUUGAUAUAAACGGGGUUAGAUCUAAAAUGGUUGAAUCUUUAGGGCCUCACGGGAUAAUUCUGGCCCCUAUUAGUACAAUCGCGAUUUACUAUAAUAUCUGGGUGUGUUAUGAUGGGGUAGCUAAGGUUAUAGAAGUCUACAUGGCCGAGCAGAAGAGAAACGACCCAACACCGCCGCGCCCAUUUUCGCCGGUGCUAAGAUCGGAAAUAAACCUCCGGGAGCAUCUGAAUCAAGAAUCCUAUUUCGGGUUCUCCGCUUCAACUGGGAUUAAGUUCCAGCUAAACUGUGUUUUGAGAUGGAACUUCACAAUUGAGUAUUUCCCGCAAAAGAAGGGAUCUUUGUGGGUAAUUGCGGUGGCGAUGGCGAUGGCGGUGGCCGUGGUGGUGGGGAGUAUAAUUGGGGGGGUUUGGGUUUUGUGGAGGAAGAGGAGGGUGAGAUCUAAGUCAGCUAUAUUGGGGGCACUUCAGUCAUUGCCUGGAACAGCUAGGGGGUUUGAGUUUAAGGAUUUGAAGAAGGCUACUAACAAGUUUGAUGAGAAGAAUAAGCUUGGAGAAGGGGGGUAUGGGGUGGUUUAUAAAGGGGUUUUGGCUGGAGAGGAGUUGGAGAUUGCAGUGAAGAUUUUCUCAAGAGAUAGUAUCAAACAGGAGGAUGAUUUCUUGGCUGAGCUUACCAUCAUUAAUCGCCUCCGCCAUAAGCAUCUUGUCAAGCUUCUUGGAUGGUGCCACAACAAGCAUGGGAAGUUGCUUCUGGUGUAUGAGUACUUGCCUAAUGGCAGUUUGGAUAAGCAUCUGUUCUCAAAGUCAGGGGGAGUUCCUCUCAGCUGGAACCUCAGAUACAAGAUUGCAUCCGGGGUGGCCUCGGCCUUGCACUAUCUGCACAACGAGUACGAGCAGACAGUGGUGCACCGUGACCUCAAGCCAAGCAACAUCAUGCUCGACUCCAACUUCAACGCCCGCCUCGGCGACUUCGGCCUGGCACGGGCGCUAGACAACGAGAGAUCCUCGUACUCUGAGACUGCGGGAGUGAUGGGCACAGUGGGCUACAUUGCGCCCGAGUGUUUCCACACCGGAAAGGCCACUCCGCAAUCUGAUGUCUACGCGUUUGGGGCGGUCUUGCUGGAAAUAGUGUGUGGCAAGCGCGCUGGAGCCAAGAUUGGCGGUUUUGAGUACUUGGUAGACUGGGUUUGGCACUUGCACCGGGAUGGACGGAUCCUAGACGCAGUCGAUGGGACGCUAGGAGACGAGUAUGCUGUCGAAGAAGCCGAGAGACUGCUGCUCCUUGGGCUGGCUUGCUCACAUCCUACUGCCAAUCAAAGGCCACAAACAUCAGCCAUAGUUCAAAUGAUGCUAGGGUUUUUACCUGUGCCACAUGUUCCACCCUUCAAGCCUUCAUUUGUGUGGUCUUCCAUGGUUCCAACCAGCAUAGAUUCUAGUUUAACUGAGACCUCAAGCUUUACAACUUCUCUGAAUAGCUCUGCAGUGUACACUCAAUAGUUUUUUUUUUUUUUUUUUUAAUACAACCAACUCUAUUACAUUGUAAUAUUUGUCCAUACAUACUUUCUCAACCUGUUGAAGCAC
This is a messenger RNA of Ipomoea triloba (trilobed morning glory), 2168 nucleotides long. RefSeq names its product probable L-type lectin-domain containing receptor kinase S.5. The coding region runs from base 69 to 2084 and encodes 671 amino acids. Gene Ontology annotation, molecular function: carbohydrate binding; ATP binding; protein kinase activity. Lineage: Eukaryota; Viridiplantae; Streptophyta; Magnoliopsida; Solanales; Convolvulaceae. The record is from RefSeq and is a predicted model, not a curated record. Gene Ontology annotation, cellular component: plasma membrane. Gene Ontology annotation, biological process: protein phosphorylation. The transcript is spliced from 2 exons.